This is a messenger RNA of Penicillium taxi, 753 nucleotides long. Its product is annotated as pre-mRNA-splicing factor ISY1. Lineage: Eukaryota; Fungi; Ascomycota; Eurotiomycetes; Eurotiales; Aspergillaceae. Gene Ontology annotation, biological process: mRNA 3'-splice site recognition; generation of catalytic spliceosome for second transesterification step. The coding region runs from base 1 to 753 and encodes 250 amino acids. The transcript has 2 exons. Gene Ontology annotation, cellular component: Prp19 complex; post-spliceosomal complex; post-mRNA release spliceosomal complex. The record is from RefSeq and is a predicted model, not a curated record.
AUGGCUCGUAAUAGCGAAAAGGCGCAGUCUAUGCUGUACCGCUUUCGGGCGCAGCAGGCAGCGGACAUGGGAAUCAUCGAUAUCGGACGCGACCGCCGACCCAAGGCCAUCACGAGCGUCGACUCGUUCCCGACGUGCGAGCGCUGGCGAGGCCAAGUUCUUCGAGAACUUUCACGCAAGGUCACUCGAAUCCAAGAACCAAGUUUGACCGACUACCAAAUCCGAGAUCUGAACGAUGAAAUCAACAAGCUCAUGCGCGAGAAAUUUGCAUGGGAGAUGCAGAUUCGCAACUUGGGAGGUCCCAACUACACACGUGGAUCCGGUCGAGUUUACGAUGACGAAGGGCAAGAAAUUCCUGGCAGCGGCAGAGGUUAUCGGUACUUCGGUCGGGCGAAAGAAUUACCCGGUGUCAAAGAGUUGUUCGAAGCCGCGGUGCGACGCUCGAAAGGGCAGGACGAAGAGAAAGCUGUUUCUGGUCGCGGUGGUGACAUUGCGACGCGAAAGGUCGAUGCCAAUUACUACGGAUACGGCCUUGACGAAGAAGAUGGCACUCUCCUCGCAUACGAGCGACAACGAGAGAAAGAGGCCGCUGAGUACGUUCGUAGCAAGAACCAGGAGGAUGCCGAAGAUGGUUGGGAACCGUUGCCGGGUGAUGCUGGUGACGGCGUGGAAUGGCGACUUCCUUCACUGGAUGAAGUGCAAGAGGAACUGGUUGAUCGACGACGCAGACGUCUGUUGGAUAAGAUUGCCUAA